Messenger RNA from Loa loa (African eye worm), 1218 nucleotides. RefSeq names its product RiNg Finger protein family member. The record is from RefSeq and is a predicted model, not a curated record. Lineage: Eukaryota; Metazoa; Nematoda; Chromadorea; Rhabditida; Onchocercidae. Gene Ontology annotation, cellular component: U2-type spliceosomal complex. The transcript is spliced from 7 exons. Gene Ontology annotation, biological process: snoRNA splicing. Gene Ontology annotation, molecular function: metal ion binding. Bases 1 to 1188 code for a protein of 395 amino acids.
AUGCACAAAAAGAGUAUUGCGACGACAGUAAAGAAUGAGAGCAUAGUGAAACGGAGAAGAGAAUAUGAAAUGGAAUUCAAGGACAAUAGUUCGAGUUGCGAUAAUCUUAAUGCUUGUCAGGAAAUUCGGAAAAUGUCCAGUCAAGAAUCGGUUGAAGGGUCAUCAUCAAUAGUUGUAUUUAGGAGCCGUAAAGGUGCAGGAGGAAGUACAACAUCAAGAAGGAAACGUAUUUCCGGAGCGUCAGAUUCAUCAAAUGACGCUGAAGAUAAGAAUGAGGUGGUGAAAUAUGUCGAUGGACGAAAGAGAAGGAAAAAUCCGAUGAUACAGUCGACAAUCAGCAAGAAGGUCCAGAAAGCAUCGGAAUCCACGUCAGACAGCACAUCAUCAUCUUCGGGUGAAGACGAAUUAAUUCAGGAUGAUCCGUUGCGUGUCACCUUUGCGUCGAGUGGAACAGAACGUGCUGGACCAUCAGAUAUGGGUGCAACGGCAAUCAGUGAGAUUGAUACUGAUGUGAAGAGCGAUGCUCAGGCUCAAUUUGAACGAGUACAGCAAAUUUUGAAAGAGGAACGGGAUGAUAAGGUAUAUCGCGGUGCGGCGCUUUAUGGAGCAAAGGAGAAAAAAGAUACGGUUUGGGGAAAUGCUUCAUCAGGACUUAAUCGAUUUGGGCCUAUCAGAGCACCGAAUUUUUUGAGACAGUCAGUAAGAUGGGAUUUUGCACCAGACAUUUGCAAGGAUUAUAAGGAAACUGGAUUUUGCACAUUCGGAGAUUCUUGUAAAUUUCUGCACGACCGUACUGAUUACAAACAUGGCUGGGAAAUUGAACGUGAUUAUACUGCCGGUAGGAUGAAAGAGGAUGACGAAGACAAGUAUCGGAUAAGUAGUGAGGAUGAGAAGGAAGAAGAGAGUGAACUACCAUUCAAGUGUUUCAUCUGUCGACAGUCAUUUGUCAAUCCAGUCGUUACGAAAUGCAAGCAUUAUUUUUGUGAAAAAUGUGCAUUGGGACACUUCCAAAAGACGUCGAAAUGUUACAUAUGCGAGCAGAAUACGAUGGGAAUUUUCAAGGUUGCCAAAGAUUUGAUUGUUAAACUGAAAGAAGAUGAGGAGAAUCAAAAAGAUGAUUCAAAAAAUAAUGACGAGGGCGAAGAAAAUGAAGCAAAAGGUGGUGGAACGGAUUUAAAUACCGAGUGAAUUAAUUACAAACUUUCAUACGAUACUUGA